Molecule: messenger RNA, 5142 nt
Organism: Megalops cyprinoides (Indo-Pacific tarpon)
Lineage: Eukaryota; Metazoa; Chordata; Actinopteri; Elopiformes; Megalopidae
Gene: pcf11
Product: PCF11 cleavage and polyadenylation factor subunit
Exons: 16
Coding region: 193-4992 (1599 amino acids)
Biological process (GO): termination of RNA polymerase II transcription
Cellular component (GO): mRNA cleavage factor complex; cytoplasm
Molecular function (GO): mRNA binding; RNA polymerase II complex binding
Source: RefSeq, a predicted model, not a curated record
UCUGUUGAGCUUCGGCGGCCAUCUUCUACAGCCGAAAUUCCAGUUUAAAGCGGAAAAGGAAGAGAAAGGGAAACGGUUUGAAGUUGUUUUGAGAAGACAGAACGAAAAGUCAAAUGUUUAGAAGGACUGUCUGUUAAUACGUGUUUGGUUGAGUAAGACAGGAGUCGAAUUUGACUAGAAAUAGGCGAAAAGAUGUCGGACGACGCGGCGAGAGAAGAUGCUUGCAGAGAGUAUCUAUCGUCUCUGGAAGAUUUGACUUUCAACAGCAAACCUCACAUCAACAUGCUGACCAUUCUCGCCGAGGAGAACCUGCACUUCGCCAAGGAUAUCGUCGCAAUAAUUGAAGCACAAAUCGCCAAGGCACCUCCUGCAGAGAAGCUUCCUGUUUUGUACUUAGUGGAUUCCAUAGUGAAGAAUGUUGGAGGCGAAUAUCUUGCAGUGUUCGCUAAAAACCUAGUCGCUUCAUUUAUUUGUGUUUUUGAAAAGGUUGAUGAGAACACUAGAAAGAGUCUGUUCAAAUUGCGUUCCACCUGGGAUGAUAUUUUCCCGUUGAAGAAACUUUAUGCAUUAGAUGUCCGAGUGAAUUCUUUAGAUCCUGCUUGGCCAAUCAAACCACUGCCACCAAAUAUGAAUGUAAGCAUCCAUGUGAACCCUGAAUUUUUAAGACAGACUAAAGAAGUAGGAUCUCCCAGGCCCAGUACACCACAACCUCAAAGCCACGUAGUGGUGAGUGAGAAGAGUUUGACCCAGGAACAAGUAAUCAGACAGCAGCUGCUUGCAAAGCAGAAACAAUUGCUUGAGCUUCAGCAGAAGAAGAUAGAGCUAGAGCUUGAACAAACAAAAGCCCAGCUGGCUGCUAAUCAGUUGGUAUCAGCAACUAGUUCAUCUGUUAGUGCUCCAGCCCAUCCCAGUGUUGGUGAGAAGGCUAAUCCAUUGAUCACUGCACAGCCUGGUAAACCCUGGCUGCCGCCAGCAUUAGACAGCAAGGUUUCCAUGAGAGAUCCUCGCUUGAACAGAGCCGGACAGGCAACUCCCUUUGUGAAGGAACAAGUGCCAAAUAAAAAGGAGAGUCAUGGUUUGGGAGGUGCUAUUAACCCAUCAGAUAAGAAAGCAAAUACAAUGGCUGACAAGCAAGGUAGACUGGAGCUUCCCAAGACAAAGAUUCCCAAAAAGGACUUUUUAUCUGAGGAAAAGCAGAAAUCCAAAUCACUGUCCCCACUGAAUAAGUGUGUUCAAGGAAAAAGUAAAAACACUGAACUGGAAAAUGUAAAGGGGGCAGAAGUCAAUAAGAAGGAUCCAAGGUUACGGAAGCACCUCCACGAUAAGGUAGAUGUGAAGGAGGAUGAUGGUAAGGAGAAGAAAAGAGGUUCUGAGAAAAAAGAGAGGGACGAGUCUGCCAAAGCCUCCGAACACAGAUUCACAGGCACACGAAGCAAGCUUGCAAAUGGUUCGGUAAACAAGCAUGAGAGAGCUGAGACUCUCGAGAAACAGGACUCCAAAUCCAGCAAAGGGAAUGUGAGGAAAAGGUCUCGCUCGCGUUCACGUUCACCACUCCUGCAUUCUCCCAAAAGAAAAGACAGGCGGUCACCGAAGAGGAGAACAAGAAGUAUUUCAUCAUCUCCUCCUAAGUUUGGGAAAGGAAGGCAGGCAGGGGGCAAACAUUCACACACCGACGACUUCUCGCAGCAUGCAAAUACAAGAGAAGAACGAACUACUCCAAAAAAGAACACAAGUGAGACGAGGAGACCAAAAAGAUCACUGGAGGAAAGGCCUGUAGAAGCCAGGGACACACAUUCACCAAGGUUACCCUCAGAAGUGAAAGAACACGCCAACAAGAGAUGGAGAAGUGGAUGGGAAGAAAAUAAACAUCUGAAACAACCUGAAGAGAACCUUCCACAUGGAAAAACGGGUCCACUGAGGCAUAAACCAUCCUGGUCAGGCAAUCAAAGAGUUGCUACUCCUCGCACACCAAAAUCACAUCGCCUGAGUGUUGAUGCUAACCUGCAGAUACCAGAAGUGCUCAAUUCUGCAAGCAAAAGAGAUCUUCUGAAAAAGGCUAGCAAAAGGCUUGCUGAUGGUGAAAUAUCCCAUGAUGACUUUCUUGAUGUGGCCCACCAAAUUAAGCAGCUCUUUCAGUAUCAAGAGGAGAAGCAGAGAUCUGACUCUUGGGAGGGACCAAGUGAAGAAGGACAGUUUGUACCCAAAAAGAAGCCCUUGCUGGCCACGCCUCCAUCCCAGCCCGGAAAUCUUUCGGAUGCUGAAAUAACUUACUAUGAACAUAAAGCUAAGUUGAGAAGAACACAGGUCCAGCGUCAAGGUGGAAGGGAUCGCCAGUCACCAUAUAGUGAGAGACAACAGCAUCAGAGACCACCACCGUAUGAGGAAAACGAUCAAGGAAAAAGUGGUUCUGAAGUGCAGAAGAGAUAUGGAGGAGUAAAUGAAGCUGUGAAACUCGAAGAUUCUGUCAACCAGCCAUGCUCAAGGCAUGAUGAACUGAGAAAAAAUGACAGACCCUCAAAUUCAGGUCUGCCAUUCACAAAAAAAUCACCAAGUCCAGUCAACUUUGAGGGACUGUCUGGAAAAUCCCCAGUAGCAGGAUUUGAAAGUCCAUCUGGCUUAGACGCAGACAACCACCAAAUAUCUGCAAGAGAACCCAGCCCCAGUCAAAGGUUUGACAUUCCCUCUGGCGGUGAGCAUGCUGUGACAGGAUCUGAUGAGGAUGUUCAUUUGAAUGUGGACGCCCCUCCAAGGCAUGAUGUUCCUUCUGGACCGGCGAGGAGUGGACAGCCAGGCCAAAUGCUGUGUGAAGCUUCAGGGCAGACGCCACCUCAUGCCUCAGAAGGUCCUGUUUCAAGAUAUGAUGGAGCAAAACACCCACACAGAUUUGAAGGUUCAAAGCCUUUGGCAUUUGAUGGCCCAAGUCACAUGAGCCAGCCCAGAUUGGAAGGACCAGCACGAUCUCAUCUACAAGGGCGAUUUGAUGUCAAUCCAGGCCCAGGGCGAUUUGAUGGCCCGUCAGGGCCUCAUGGUCCUUCGAGAUUUGAUGGACAACAUCGGCAGAGCCCAAGCAGAUUUGAUGGGCCUCAAGGGCCUGGACGAUAUGAUGGCCCACAGUUGCAUAAGGGUCCAGAGAGGUUUGAUGGUCCUGGUAGAUAUGACAGUGAUAGAUCUAUGCAACCCGUUCCAGGACGAUAUGGUGAGCCACAGGGUCAUGGAAGAUUUGAUGGGCCUCAUGUUCAGCAAGGAACAGGUAGAUAUGAAGGCCCGGUGGGACAUCAAGCUCCAGGCAGGUUUGAUGGGCAGGGGCCAAUUCGAUUUGAUGGACCGCAGAUGCAACCUACUAGAUUUGAUGGGCCAAUGAGGUUUGAUAAUCCCCACGUGCCUCAAGGCCAUGGGAGAUUUGAGACACCUUUGCGGUUUGGUGGUCCACAGGUUCAGCAAGGACCAGGUAGAUAUGAUGGGGCUCAACAAGGACCAGUGAGGUUUGAUGGUCCAGUUAAUCAGCCAGCCGCUAUGCGUUUUGAUGGCCCUCAAGGACAGCUAGGACCCAUUAGGUACGAUGGACAGCCUCAAGGUAUGGCACGAUUUGACUGCCCACCCAGUCAGCAAGGCCCUCCCAGGUUCUGCCCACCAAAUUUACAAAGUCAACAGAGGCCACAAGGCCCACCCAUGUAUGAGUCACCACAGGGUCAGGCCUCAUUGGCUAAUCCUGGUGGACAGCAGCCAUCAAACUUCAACAUAACUAAUCACAGGUUCACAGAGCCUCUAAAUGUCUUCAGUGGUGCACCACAACCUUUUCAAGGACAGCAAAACAUGUCUCAAGGAGCCAAUUUCAACGUGCCACCUGUUCCAGGAGCAACAAGUUUCCCCAAUGCAUACAUCAGACCUGUGUCAAAUUUUUACAAUCCCGGUGCUCCAGUUGUCUCUGGGAGUGUGAAUACAGCAGUUCCAGGUGGAAGUGUUCCACAACCUAUGAAUAUGCUGUCUGCCCUUGGAAAGCCCCAGAUACCAGCACCUUACAGCCAAGGUCAGCCCUUCCUUCCACCACAGAACUCUGUGCCUUUCAAUCAAGCAGGUCCACAGUUUGGAUCAUCUGAAAGUCAUUUUGGUCAGGUGGAUGUUAACGAUUUGUUAACAAAGCUGAUUUCUACUGGAAUAAUUAAGCCACCGCAGAGUGACACAGCUCCAAGUGAGUCAACUGUAGCCCCUCAGUCACAACCAGCGGCAGAAGAGGAGGAGGAAGAGGAGCAAGAUGAUGAUCAAAAUGUCCCUGAUCUCACCAGCUUUGUGAUUGAAGACAUGAAACAGAGAUACGACAGUGUUAUCACCAAACUGUACACAGGAAUACAGUGUUACUCCUGUGGGAUGCGUUUUACUGCCUCGCAGACGGAUGUGUAUGCUGAUCACUUGGAUUGGCAUUACAGGCAAAACCGAUCAGAGAAGGACAUCAGCAAGAAGGUCACGCACAGGCGGUGGUACUACAGCCUUACAGAUUGGAUUGAAUUUGAAGAAAUCGCUGAUCUUGAGGAGAGGGCAAAGAGUCAGUUCUUUGAAAAAGUCCAUGAGGAAGUAGUGCAGAAAACUCAGGAAGCUGCGAAGGAGAAGGAGUUCCAGAGUGUCAAAGCAGCUCCAGACGUUGUUGAUGAGUCUUGCGAGAUCUGCCAGGAGCAGUUUGAGAUGUACUGGGAGGAGGAGGAGGAAGAAUGGCAUCUGAAAAAUGCAAUCCGUGUUGAUGAAAAGACGUAUCACCCAUCAUGUUACGAAGACUACAAAAAUACAUCUUCAUUUGUGGACUGCACUCCGUCUCCCAGCAAAGCCCUUGUGGAAAACCCUUUAAAUGCAUUUAUCAAACAAGAAAAAGAUGACCAGCUCUCAUGUUCCAGUAUUACACAAGAAACGGACGCGCAGGGUACCUGUGCAGAAGAAAAAGUUGAAGAGAGAGUUCAGGUUAAGUUGGAGGCUGAAACACCAGCCAGUGCAAUUAUUUUUUAAAGAUGCUGCUUUUUUUCCCCCCGUUUUUUUUAUUGACGAGACAGUACUGUAAUUUCUUUUUGUAAAGAAAGAGAUAUUUUUUAUAUUGAUGAGCUCUGAGGCAGGGUCCUCAGCUAUGCACACAUUAAAUACAUUUUUGUAUUUGGUAUU